CAAAAAUCCAAAUAACACGUAGUACACAGCAACUUUUGAUUACCAUGCUAAGUUGUGGAAAUAUAAAUAGGCACGAAUCGAUAUUGUUUACUGUUGCUAGGCAAUAAGCAUUCCAGCUUUCGGUUGUGAAAAUACACCAAACGUUAACUAAUUUUUGAACGCAUUAUCCAUAGAGUUAAAAACAAUAACGUGCAUACCGAUUAUACCAUUUUGUUUUACUACAGACUGGAUGUAAUUAUACAUGGAUAGUGGAAGGGUUUUCAGGCAGAAUUUGCGGAGGCCUAUGCCUACUGCCCCCAAGAGGAUUUUACGUAGAGUUGUACCAGCGUUUACCAUCCAGACCCUGCAGGAAAAUAUCACCGUACAACCUCUGCCUAGACCCGAUGCUUCCUUGAAGAGAUCACCAAAACUAGCGACAAAGUUCAGACGAUUCUACACGUGCGGAGACUUCCCAAUAGCAACAGUAUUUGAUACUCGUGGCAUCAAGGUAGCAUGGAAGGUAGAAAUUGAAGAACUUAAUUACCACAAUCACCUUCCAAAGUUCUUCGAAGGACUCUGCGAAACAGUGCAUCCAUAUAAGUUCUUAGCACAACAAGGGAUCCAUGACAUGUUGCAGAAUGGUGGCCCCAAGAUCCUGCCCGUCAUCCCACAGCUCAUCGUUCCUAUCAAGAAUGCUCUGAACACCAGAAAUCCAGAGAUAGUAUGCGCCACACUCAAAGUGAUCCAAAGUCUGGUUAUGUCAGCUGACAUGGUGGGGAAGGCCUUGGUACCUUACUACCGACAGAUUCUGCCCAUUUUCAAUGUAUUUAAGAAUAUAAAUGUGAAUUUGGGAGAUGGAAUUGAUUACACACAGAUGAAUCACGAAAAUGUAGGUGACCUUGUUCAAGAAACACUUGAGAUAUUGGAGCGAUAUGGUGGUGAGGAUGCUUUCAUCAACAUCAAGAAUAUGGUGCCAACCUAUGAGUCCUGUAUACUCAACUGA
Molecule: messenger RNA, 982 nt
Organism: Zootermopsis nevadensis
Lineage: Eukaryota; Metazoa; Arthropoda; Insecta; Blattodea; Termopsidae
Product: parkin coregulated gene protein
Cellular component (GO): vesicle; cytosol; neuron projection
Molecular function (GO): Hsp70 protein binding; Hsp90 protein binding
Source: RefSeq, a predicted model, not a curated record